Molecule: messenger RNA, 12720 nt
Organism: Grus americana (Whooping crane)
Lineage: Eukaryota; Metazoa; Chordata; Aves; Gruiformes; Gruidae
Gene: ADPRHL1
Product: ADP-ribosylhydrolase like 1
Exons: 8
Coding region: 304-6105 (1933 amino acids)
Biological process (GO): protein de-ADP-ribosylation
Molecular function (GO): ADP-ribosylarginine-[protein] hydrolase activity; magnesium ion binding
Source: RefSeq, a predicted model, not a curated record
UACGCUGGGUUGCAGAAACGAGCCUUUUGCACUUCGCUUUGCGGGUCUGCCCUUGCAAUUUCAUUGAACAAAGCCCCUGCAAAAUCCCUGGGUUAUGAAAUAUUUCCUCUCCAUCAGGUCCUGGACAAGAGAUGGCAUCUGCGGAGCCAGAAAAGGAAGUCCUUGCCUUAUAGAGAGCGCUCUCGGUGUGACACAAUGGCUGAUAUAAAGUGUCGGGAGAGCUGAGCCGAAGGCAAAGGAACAAAGGAAGAUCAAGAUUCGGUGGCUGUCUCGGACAAAAGGAAAGCGGAAAGUGUCUCGGGGAUGGAUAAAUUUAAGGCUGCGCUUGUGCUGGCUGGGGUAGGGGAUGCUCUUGGUUAUCGCAAUUUCUCCCGAGAAAACAAUGCCUUAGGUGCAAAAAUCCAGCAGGAGCUGAAGGAAAUCGGAGGGCUUGAGAACCUGGUGCUCUCCCCCGACAAGUGGCCAGUAAGUGACAACACGCUCAUGCACAUGGCUACAGCAGAGGCUGUCAUCACAGAUUACUGGUGUUUAGAAGACCUGUACCGGGAGCUGGUAAAACGCUACGUGGAUGCUAUCGACAAGCUCUCGGGGAGGCGGCCAGACCCCGCCACCAUUGAAGGCUGUAGAGAAUUAAAACCAGACAACUACCUUCUUGCUUGGCACACACCGUUCAAUGAAAAGGGUUCUGGAUUUGGAGCAUCCACAAAAGCCAUGUGUUUAGGGAUGCGAUACUGGAAGCCGGAAAGGCUGGACUCUCUUAUUGAAGUGAGCAUUGAAUGCGGACGAAUGACUCAUAACCAUCCUACAGGCUUUCUAGGGUCCCUAUGCACAGCUCUCUUUGUGGCGUAUGCAAUACAAGGGAAACCCCUUGCGCAGUGGGGAAGAGAGAUGAUGAAGGUUGUGCCGAUGGCUGAAGAAUACUGCAAGAAGACCAUUCGCCACAUGGCAGAAUAUCAGGAGCACUGGUUUUACUUUGAAGCCAAGUGGCAGUUUUAUUUGGAGGAGAGAGAAAUCAAUGAGGAAAAUCAGAAUAAACCUGUCUUUCCGGACAACUAUGACGCAGAGGAGAGAGAAAAGACAUACAGGAGGUGGAGCUCGGAAGGCAGGGGUGGGAGACGAGGCCAUGACGCCCCCAUGAUCGCCUACGACGCCCUGAUGGGCUGCGGCGGGGACUGGACGGAGCUCUGCAACCGCUCCAUGUUCCACGGAGGAGAAAGUGCGGCUACUGGGUCUAUCGCCGGCUGCCUCUACGGCUUGGUUUAUGGCCUGAGCAAGGUCCCCAAAGGCUUGUACCAGGACCUGGAACAAAGGGAGAGGCUCGAGUACUUGGGCGAGAAUCUUUACCGACUAUCCAUGGAGGAAAACACCGAAAGCACACGCUUUUGCGGAGAUGAUAAGAUGCUGGUAGACCCUUUGGUGCUGAAGAAGAAGCUCAAUAGGAUGGCAACAGAGCAAGGGGCCUUUGCUGUUCUCAGCAGCCUGCUGCUCUAUGUCACCGAGCUCACAGCCGGCGAUCCACAGCUCAGCAACAAGAGGACAAAAUGGGCAGAAGGUAAAGAAAACAAGGUGAGUUAUAACCAGCUAUGUCCAGAUCCAAACAGGGGCCAUCAUCCGACUAGAUUUCAGCUCUUGCGGUCCAGGUUUCUAAACAACAAUCGCGAGCCGUACACCAAGAAAAGAAGAGAAGUCGGCAAACUGGUCAUUAAAGAGAAGCUGUGGGUGAGCAGGGCUGGUAACAAGCUGGACAGAAGCAGAGACAGGAAAGGAGAUGGAAAAGCAGCGGAGGAGGAUGCAGACACAGCGCCUACUGAGAGACCCAAAUGGAGCAGCAUGACUGGGAAAAACACAGUGAAGAACAUCCUGAAGAAAUUUUUAGCUGCUGAAGAAAAAGAAGCCAAGGAGAAGUCCCCCAGCUGGAAAAAGAAGGGGCCAAACAGUGGUUUGCCAAAAAUAGUCAACAAGAGUUCAGUCUUUUCCAAACUGAAGGAGAAGUUUGAACAAAGCGCUCUCUGCUCAGCCACAGAAGUGAAAGCAUCACUCUUGCGCAAAGGUGAGAAAAAGACUAAAAACUUCCCGAGCAGAAAAACUAUUCGUAAGCCAGAGGUCAGAGUACUGCGCACGGCAGCAAUGACAGCCACAGGUAUAAACAGUCCAGAGUCCCAAUAUUUAGUGUGCUCAACAGUCCCAGUGCCCAGACUCAGCAUCGCUACUGAAAUUAACCAUCCUUGGAGCUGGUCAAAAAAUAAUGCCGCGAAGCAGCCUUUUGGUCAUGACACACCACUGAAGGAAAAGGAGGGGUCCAACAGAGAACUUGGUGAAAACGAAACACCAGCAAAUGCAGCACAGGACAGGGAGGACAAAGAAGAGUUACCAGUGACACCCAAGGCCAUGUCUGAUGCAAAGGAUCAUGCUGAGGCUAAAAUAGAUUCCACAAAGCUAGGACCGGACUUUAACCCUAAUCUAGAUAGCUCUUCUACUACCUGUAAAAACAAAGCUCUAGCAGACUGCAUUCGUCCCUUUUCUGAACGUAGUCUAGAUUGCAACAGGAAUAACAUGCCGGCUGGGCCUGAUACAUCUUCACUAUUGGGGAUUACCAAUGCUUCUAAUUCACCUUACUCUAGCACAGCUGAAGGAUCCCAUGAACAAAGUCCUCAGGAUACUAAACCAGGUGAGAUUCCUGAAAUAACGAUGUAUGUAUACAGUUCAGAGGAAGCCGACACAGACCUCAUACUGCCAGAAAAGGUUCCCUUCUUUGCAGGCCAAAAAUCUUUUCCAGAGCUGAAAGCACUGGAAAACUUUCUGCCAUUUCACUCUCCGGGAGUUCAAGCAUGUUGUAAAAUUGAGCCUCCAAUGAAGGAUCGACAGGUAACUCUCCUAACACCAGCUUCUGGCAAAAGACCACUCAUAGUCCAAAAAGAGGCACAGGAUUUAAGAGGCAGAUGUUCUGAGGAAGCCAAAGAAGUAGUGAAAUAUCACGGUGAAGUCAAAAUAUUCUCCAAUUCUAGCAAAAACGAUAGUGAUGCCCCAACUAAAAAGGAAGAGGAGAAUAAAACACCCAAUAGCCAAAUGCAAAAUGAAUCCAAAACCAAGCAGCCACAGUCUCCUCAAAUGCCCAGCCCACAAAAUAAUUUUGGUAAAUCCGGUGCUGACAUACUAAAUCCAGAUGUAAAUCCAACCAAACCCACACUCUCCUCAUGUGAGAGCCAGGAGCAGAAGCCUGGUGCUGCAGAAGAAGAGCACAUCUCUUCUCAUUUGGAAAAGACACAAAGCCCUUUGCUUGGUGACCUUGUGAAGCACAGCUUCUACAUCACAGAAGAAGAUUUUGGGAAGGACAAAUUAUCUUCAUCAAAUGAAAUGAUGAAUCAUGCAAACAAUCGAGCCCUGGGGAGGAGUACCAUGACUGACCUGGAGACCUGUCACAAUCAAUUCAAAUCUUUCAUUAGGCGUGAAGAGGCAACUGCAGAUGAGAUGCCCUGGCCUGACUCUGAGGCAUGGCAAUCACCCUCAUCAACCCCUUUACCAACACCAAUGAGUGGGAUUGCAGGGCAAAGAAUACAUCACACUCUUAAAAAUCCCCCAGCCCUUCCACCUAUUGAUCUGGUGAGACAGGGAGCCGGUGAUGUGGGAGAUGAGCAUGCCAGCCAUGGCCAUGAGAAGCAUCCACCACUCUCUUCAGAUGGGUUAACAAACCAUGGGAAUGAUACGAUGGUGGAGAAGAAAACUGCAUGUGAUUUUAAGAACCAAGUGCUGCCCCCAAAUCAUGCAACAGAAAAUGAAACCUCUACAGCUGAAGACACAAAUACAUGUCAGAGAUUUGAGAACUGUCUUUCACUUUCAACCAAGAAGGCAGGAAAACAUGAAAAUAAAACCAUGCUAACAAGAAAACCCCUAUUACCCUUGGAGAAGGACCAAAUGCCAACUUCUGAUUAUACCACGAAGCAAAGAAGUGAUAUGCUGGAAGAGAACCCAUUUCCUUCGUCAACUGAAUUGGUCUCAGACCAAAAGAAGUAUGCAAAAGAUAGAAAUAAGGUCUCCAAAGAUACAAAGGAUAAGCUUUUGUCAUCAGAUGACAACGUGAAGCAUGAGAGCGAUAAGAUGGAGACAGAGGAGAGAGAGGAGAGAAAUCUCUUGCAUAAAUCUGAGGAGGAACAAGUGUUCACACCAAGUGAUACAGUGGAUCAUGAUAAUAACUCUUCAAAUGAGAAGAAUGCUCAUAGACCUCAAACAUCCCAGUUGCCUUCAUCAGACCGUGAUACCAAUAUUCAAGGAGUAAAAAAUACUGGGCAGAGUUUGAAGUAUCGAACACCUUCAAAAGAUUUUGUGAAACAUGAUGAUGAUAUGACAGUGGAAGAAAACAUCUGCUGUGAUAAUGGGAAACACCACUUGUCCUCAUCAAAUGAGCCAAUGAAACAUGCAAAUAACCGUGCAGGGGAAAAAAAAAUCAAGUCAAACUUCAAGAAGUAUUCAAUGCCAUCAAGAAAUACCUCAAGGCAAGACAGUAAAACCACUGAUGAGGAGAAAACCCCUCAUAACUUGAAAAAUGAACCAGUGCAGCAUAAAAAGAGUUGUGAAAGAGAGAGGAAUAGUUUGUGUGAUCCUAAAAAUAAAAUACCAUUAUCAAAUCCAUUGGUGAAGCAAGACAAGAAAUCAUCCCCUCCAGAGACACAGAAACAGAUGUCACCAGGUGACUUUGUAGAGCCUGAAACUAAGCCAGCCGAAAAAAAGACUAAAUAUACCUCUGAGAAGCCCCAGACACCCUCUUCAAAUAAAGUGCUGAAGCCUCAAGAAAGAAGCUUUUCAGGAGAGAGGAAGCAAAAGACACCAGCAGUGGAGGACACCAGGUCACCUGAAACAAAGACUGUAAAAGAAGAUAAUGAGCACCAGCGUUCUGGGAAGUACCAGCUACCUCCUUCAAAAAAACCAGCAAAGCAAGAGGAAAACACUCCAGGAGGAGAAAAGCAGCAAACAAGAUGUGAUGAUUUUACCAUGGCUGAUAUGAAUGCUGCAAAAGAGAAGAACAAACUUCCCAGUUUCAGGAAGUACCGAUCAGUAUCAUCAGAAACAUUGGUUAAGCCUCAAGAAAAAAAUACUCCAGAACAAAAGCAACAAAAAUCAGCUUCUACAGGUAUUAAGAAGCCUGGUACUAAUGCUGUAAAAGAAAAAGAUGGAGAUCUAAACUCUGAGAAGUCACUCUUUUCAAAGAAAGUGAUGAAGUCCCAAGAAAAAAAUUCUUCGGGAGACAAAAAGCAAAAGACACCAGCAGCAGAGGACAUCAGGUCACCUGAAGCAAAGGCUGUAAAAAAGGACAAUAAACACGACCAUUCUGGGAACGGUCAGUUACCUCCUUCAAGUAAAUCAGCAAAGUCUGACAAAAAUACUCCAGAAGGAGAAAACCAACAAACUGUGUCUGAAAGUUUUACAAAGCCUGAUGCCAGUGCUGUAAAAGAUAAAAGCAAUGAUCCAGGUUCUGGGAUGUACCAGUCCCCACCUUCAAAUUCACUGGCGAAGCCUCAAGAAGAGAAAGUUACAGCCAAAAAGAAGCAAUCAACACCACCACCUGAUGAAAAAACAAUGUAUAAAACUGGUAGUCCAGAAAAGAAGAGUGGACCUGAGAGAAGAGAGAAAUACCGGCUGUGGUCUCCAGCCAAGCACAGCAAUGAUGGCUCAGAACAGGAAGGCCCUGUGGGCGACUUCAAGAGCUAUCAAGCUCCAUUGCCAAGUGAUGGCAUAAAAUGUACCAGCAAUACUGUUCCAAAAGAGGCGAGUUUAUCUAAUACAGAGAAGUCCCCCAAAUCAUCUCCAUUUCAUGAUGCAUCAAAAUAUGAGAAAAAUCCUGCUGAAAAUAGGAACAAACAGCCUGGAUUUAAGAAGUACCAGGUGCUCUCAUCAAAGAAUUUGGUGAGGCAUGAGAAAGACGUUGCUGAAAGGGAGGGGAGCUGGCAGGCAGCUGGUAAAACAAGUGAGCAAAAAGCAGAACUGGAGGACUGUUCUAAAGCAGCGUCAUUCUCAAAAUACACAGUGGAAAGCUACAGUGAAAGACCCUUAGAUUCAUCCUUCAAACCAUUGAUCAUUAGAGUAACUGACACAUUUAAACAUCACAGCUAAAAAAUACGGCUACAGCUCAGGCAAGAACUUACAACUAAUCAUGCCACCGAUUCUCUCGAUCUUUCUUUUUUCCUUUACUCUCCAGGGCAUUAUAUUAUCAUUUUUUAAUCACAAGGACAUUGAUGUGCAUGUAUCUGAGCUGGGCUUUUUUCCUUUCUUAAACAUUAGCCUGAAGACACGAAUUAAAUUAAUCACUGCAAGUGAAUUAGCUAAUCACUGAAUUAAUCAUCAGUUUAUAAAUUAAAUAUGAGAAGGACUUUGAGAUCAGCGUGAAUUCAGCCCUGCUCCACACUCUCCUUGCUAACUAAUGGGUUUUGUUUGUAACAAAGACGACUGUUCAGGGUGACCUCUAUUUGUAUUUACUUAUUCUAAUGAAAGUCCACUAGUACUUCUUCCAGGAAUGGUGGUAGGCAGUGUCAGCUUUAAUGCCAAAAAGCGCUUGUUCUAAGCUCUGCCUUUUCACAGAUUAAUGGGAGCUGUUGAUCUAUUGCUGCACUGAGUGACGCUGGUUAGCAGAAGUAGUGGGGGAAGUAGGGGAAUGCUUCAUUUAUCUGCAGAAAAAUCCUCAAAGAAUGUUGAUGGUACAAGAGGAUUUACCGCGAAUUCAAAUGUUCAGCCUCAUUAAUAUUAAUAUUAAUAUUGAAAAAAUAGUGAUUUAACCUCCUCUGAAGCUAUUUGCACUUUGGCCAUACACUGAAUGCAUUAUUGUUGUAAAGAUACACCAUUUCAAGGAGUUCUUAAUGACUGCAGAUGAACGUGCAGAAAAAGCUCAGAAAAGCUCAACACUGAAAGGUCCUGAGGACCUCUCCCAAGGGCAAUGUAAGCCAGAGAGACUCAACACCUUGCCAGCGCAAUUCAGCUCUUCCUGGGACAUCUGUCCCACUUCGAAUCCUGGGGUGCACAGACAUGAGCCAGGUGCCGUAGCUCACAUUAAAAGUCUUAGGAAGUGUUUAUUUUACAACACAACGUGAAACGGGGCAGUAAGCAGUGUCACUGAAUCCUACUAAUGGGGUAUGACUUUUUGUGUUUACAGUAAUAGCAGCUUCUGCACAAAGUUUGCAUGCGAUGAACGUUGUUCUGGAGAAGUAAGGGCAGGGCUGCUCCCUUGGGUGUCGUAGCAAAGCCGUGACAGACACAGAAAUGUUACAGCACCACUCUCCCAUAUGCCAGUUUGGCUUAGCGUUGCAAACAUGCGUUCAGGUUAAAACUUACUGUGGAGGAACUCUAAAGGCAUAUCUUAAAGACCCACCUUCAGAAAGUUGCAGACCUAUUCAGAAAGAGAGAGGGUUUACGAAAGCGACGUCCUGCUCCCCCAUGGCAGUGGCUUCCCUUCAAUUUUUAAGACGCUCUCCACGACAGCACUCUGUACAGCCGAGGGCUGGCCGCUCCUCCAGCCCAGGUUGGCAGAGCACCCCGGCCCACUGCCAGCAAGGGAACGAGGACAAGAGCAGACUGGCAGCGAGCUGACAACAAACCGGUUUGCCAGCACAAUGCACACGAGUCACAUACGUGACAACAGGGCUGGCCCGGCUGGGGACGCUGCCGGGAGGAAGAGGGGACGUGAACGUUGUGUCCCCUGACUGCUGAAGAGGCUUAGACUUUGAUUUCUUUUCCUUCACGACAUGCCAAGAAUUAGGCUUUCUGGCAUCCGGAGGCUCACAAAAUGAAAAUCACAUGUGUAUAUCACACCAGUCCUCAAAACAGAGGCUGUACGGAAUUUAUUGGUGGUACAAGACUGCCCUUCUGCGCAGAGGUGUGUUUCCCCCACCGAGCUUUUAUAAGCUGGCAACCAUAAAGGCCACUUUGUACUAACCUAAACCGUAAUUUAUUUUUUAUUGUCCAUGAUUUCAUUUCCCGUUUGAGAAAACUCCUUACAACACAGAGCAUUUGCACCAGACUGGAAUAGUAAAUUCGCUAUUAGCUAGCUUCUCCUGCCAGCACAGGAGAAGCCGUUUUAAUUAUUCUUUUUCUAAUCUUUUAAAAGAAAUUUACGGGGGGUGUGUGGUGUGCUCCUUUUUCACACCUGGAAAGAUCACUACCCUGCAACAAAUUAAAGGACUUCUGUCUGCCAGAAAGUUAACCAAAUGUUAAGCAGGUACUCCCCAGGAGAUCUAGUCAGUGGGCACCAGGAGGCCCUCAACUCUUCCAAAUGACACGUGCAAUAUCUGUUUUUCUCAACAGAGGUACAGCACUAGGAGGUUAAGACGCAGCACUCUGUGUUCAGGACAAGUCAGGCAGGGUCAUCUUGUGGGGGUUAACUUUCAGGUUGCUGUAUGCCUUAAUCUCUGCCGGUAAGACAUAAAUCACCCAUCCAAGUCAAUUGACCGUUCCUCCCUGAAGUGCACUUAAAACAUGACAGAGAUUUGCACUAAAUGCAUCCUUAAGGGGAAUGCCUCACUUAAGGAAAUCACUUCUUUUCAGGAGUUAACAUAAUCCUCCAGGAAAGGAGAGAACAAGGCCAUACGAAUUCCAGUGGCAAUGGCUAGAAGAGCAGUAGAAGUGUGUCUUGUGGUCAACAGCCCAGACCAAGCUGCUCCAGACUACACUGGCAGGAAAUUUAGCAUUGGUGAUAAGCAAAGAAAUACCAGAAAUGGGUAUUUCAGAAAGAAUAGGAGUUCAAGGAGGGGUACGUUCAUCUAUGUCAACUGUGCCAGAAGGUGUGCAAAUGGUGAGGCUUGAACCUGGUGAGACUCUCGCCCAAGGGAGACACACAACAGAAAAUAAGGUUUCAUUCCCAGUCUCCAGGAGUCCUUCCCGGCCUCCUUUGCCCCUGGAGGAGAAGACCCGUGCCUCUGUUCUCCUUUAAGCACAUCUCCCACCUCAUCACAGGAGAGGCAGCAAAGGGAACCCUCCUGGGAUGCUAUUUCAUUUUGUCUGACCAGGUAGCAGAUAUUUUUGAUGCUUCUGUAGGCACAUCUCUUGGCUGUCAUAGUUUUGUACGACGGGUAUAAUUCUGUAUGGUUCUGUCCCUCCACCAUACUACAGCCCUCUGCUUUCCUAAAACGCAUGUCGCAAGGCAAGCAUCUCUCAAGGUACCUGAAGGCAUUAGAUCCUUAGCCCUCACUAAAUGUAGCAGCAAUUUUUUUUUGCCAGUUUUAGUAAUGCUUUCUUAAAGCCCUGGCUUAGCUAUAGAUACAGACAGACAAUCAAAACCAGACCAGGCACAGGGAAAAUAAAGAAAAAACAAAGCCCAGGUAGAAAAGGUUUUACAAGGUUACUCCUCUGUGGUGACAUAGUUUGAAAUUCCAGAUUCUUAUAGAAUUAGCCUCUCAUAGAGAUUUUUUUUUUUUAAGGGUACUGGGCAAAAUGAUAGAAAAUGUCAUUUCCCCCGGCUUAGCCUGUUGCUUUGGAUUCUCCAAAGUGUAGCUUUCCAGGAGUUUUUCAAAGCCUGAAUAAAGGAGAUGUUCAAGGGGAGUCCCAACUCCAAGCUGGACCUGGGGCAUCUGAAAUGUCCCAUCUGAAGAAGCAGGUCUGAGGAGGAUUCAGUGGUUAAUGGUGGGGUAAAGGCUGGGGCAAGCAGAGAAGCCAGGCAGGCUCCCAGUAGCAACCAUCAGUAAAGUCUUUCAGACUUUUUAUGUCCUCUCUAAUUAGGCCAUAGUAAAAUCUCCCCUAGGACUUCACAUCGGCAGGACACCUCUCAGAUGGGCUUAGUAAGAUGGGAUUCACAAAUGGAUUGGUUUGGGGUGAUUUGGGUAGCCAAGCAUGGACCUGAACAAACUGCACACCAGUGUGGUAGUACCGUCCCCUUCCCACAGCUAAACAUGUGGCCGUCGUCUCCAGCAGCCCCAUUCAUCCUCCCGCAUUUCUGACUGAAGGACAAACCUCUGCCUUUGGUCUCCAAACUCAGCACUAGGUCAACUUCCCUCUGGAGGUGCCUCGCUCUCCUUCCAUCUCCUACAGCAACGCAGCCCUCGACCGAGGCGCCUGAAGCCGAGUGGGACAAACCCGGCCUCAGAGUCCCAGCUUUGUAGAGUUCGCGACUUUCUCCGAGAGUUUCAUGAAGCGAAUGUGAUGCCCCUAUUUCUGGGGCUUCAGGCACCUAGAGAGCUCAAAGGGACCAGGGAAAGGGCCGAGAGCUCCCUCUGCCCCCCCCAGCUCAGAAAGGGACGCUAAGCCAUGCUGGAUGAGCGUUGUCUCCAUGAAACCAUAACGAGGAGCUCCCGCUUGCUGAUUUUUUUUUUUUUUUUUUGAAAGAGGGCCUAUAAAGCAUAGCUAUGCUCAGCAAAAAGAGCCCAAGCCCUGAGAAGGUUUAGCCAGUGGAAGAACACAGGCCAGUGCUGUACCACGAGACAUGAUGGGUCCACAUCAAAAUUAGGAAAUGUGUCACUGCUUUUCUCUAGACUUCAAAACCAGGAAGAAACAGUUGUCCCAGUAGUGCUGAUUCUAAAUUGUUCAAAUGCAACAAAAAAUUAAUGAAUGCACACUUCUGGCUCUGAACUGUGAAAUAACUUAGUAAUUUAUCAGCAUCUUCUAGAGUUGUUUCUCGGACAACCUUUAACACAUCGCGCAUGACAAAAAAGAGACCAAGACCUAAAGUUGUACGAUUUGUCUCAGGUUUUCCCUGUUGUACUUUUUUGGAUGUCAAUUGAGUUUGUAAUAGAAGAAAGCCCUAAAGACAACAGAAAAGACCUCAUAUUAAAAUGCAACUUUUUUCCCCUCAUUUUAGCUUUUUUUUUUUCAUUUCCAGCUGCAGCCAGCAGAUCCCAGCACACAGGGAUUAUUCAGCACUUCAGUAAAGCAUCCCUCCCAGCCCAGAGAUGCCACAGAUUAAAUCUCUGGGCUGCUGACAGUAGAAACACUCCAUCUAAUGGCUAAAUUUGUAAAGCAGGUUGCAAGCAAGCAGUGAUGAACACAGAGUAGAAGUGGGAAUAGUGCUGUGAAAAGUAGGGAAAUUUAGGGAACUGUUGUGGUUUAACCCAGCAGGUAGAAACCAGAAGAACCAUUUCUUCUCUUAUUCCUGUGCCGAUAAGGACUGGACACCAUUCAAGAGGAGUUUGUGUGACCAGGAUAACCUUGCAAAUAAGGAUCCUUAUGGAUUUGGGGAUGGAGGGGUCGCUCUGGAACACUAAAGGAAAUAUCCGUUACCUGAGAAAUAAGCACAGGGGUACUAUCAGCAGAAACAAUUUUAACUACUCUACUCGCUCUGUGGUUUCCAAAAAUGCAUCAUUUAUUUCUCUUUUUCAUUUCCAUGAGCAUGUCUCUCUUAUCGAAGGAAGCAUUUUUCACUCCUUGACAAGAACUUUCAACAUAGGAAAAAAAAAGUCUUGCUGGGUGUCUGCUUUCCUGCCAAGACUUUUGUACACUGAAUAGCCAAAGAAUCGGCAGGUCAGUAUUUUACCUCUUACAACCUGAAUGACCUGAAAUGGUUUUGGGAAUUGCUACACACCUCAUGUUACUGUACUUGGUUUGUCCUUAACAUGCCUUCAGUUGUUUGUACUCUACUGAGCUGCAGGUGCAACAACUUUGUAAGAUGGUGGAAUUUUCACUUGGCAAGCAAACGCUACAGCAGGUUUUCAAUGACACAUGUCAUGCAACAGCAGAAACGUACUGCCAGAGGGAAAAUUUCCUUAGAAAAUAAAGCCAUAGAAAACUAUGAUGCACUGAACUGGUUAUACUCAAAAGGCCGUCAAAUAGCUGUUAGGGCCUAUAUUUUAAAAAAUGGCUAGUGACUCCAAAUAUCCAUCAUGGGACACUUUAUCAAAAGAUCCGAUUUUCUGGGGAAGUUUUCAGCACUUGCUCUCUGAAAAUCAAGUUUCUUUCAUAAGAUGCCUCAUGCUAGGCAACAAAAGCCCCUUCUAAAAAAAUUGACCUAUAUUUCUGAAAUACAGGAGAGUUUCACAGGUACCUACUUGCCCCCGCAUCUACAAAAAAAGGCUGUGAACAAAAGAAUUGCUGUGCAGGAACUGGCCAGCUCACCACAGCCCUGUGGGUGAAUGCAGCCAGCGCAGGUUGCUUUCACCGCAAGAAAUUGCACCCACUUUCUGCAUGGCCUGUACCACGGCAAGCGCUGAGCCAGUCACCCUUGCCCUUGCAGGGAGGUGAGAGAGUUUUUGUAUGGUUGAGAUGCAGCCUAAAAAGAAGGUUCUUCCCAUCACUGUGCUCCCCAAGGCUUCUGGAAGGAGGCAAAGAAAGCAAGUUCUUGGACACUGCAGAGCCAGUCCAUCCUUCCCAAGAAACAACUGAGUUCAGUCGAGUUACACCAUCAGAGUAAAAUGCCUGUGUCCCUUGGGAUUCAUACCAAUACAACGGACUACCCAAAGGCAGCUCUGGAUUGCUAGCCCCAGUUACUGACAUCUUUCAUUCUUCUGAAGCAUGGGAACAGUGCAGGCAGCAGUGAUGCAAGUGUCCCAACAAGGUCCCACCAAAUGUAUCUCAGCUCUAACUAUCUCCAGGCUUCUGGAAACUUAUUGCAGAAGAACAGAAAUCUCAAAAAGACAUCUUCUUUAUUAACUCAUUUAAAUUAUACCCAUCAUGUAACAAGAAAGUCUGUACCAUUGUUGUACCACACAGAUUUCUUAAUAAAACUGUUUUCCUUCUUAGAUGGGUAACUUAUUUGUAUCACUGAGUCUUACUUGUGUGUCGAGAAGAUGAAAAUAAUAAAAGCAUACAAAAUAA